This is a messenger RNA of Phalacrocorax carbo (great cormorant), 1989 nucleotides long. Lineage: Eukaryota; Metazoa; Chordata; Aves; Suliformes; Phalacrocoracidae. The record is from RefSeq and is a predicted model, not a curated record.
AUGGAGGUGUCAGGGGACACGUCGGCCACCACGGAACCAACCAGCACCGUCACCGUGACCAGCUUCCCCGAGACCACGUUGCCGUCGGGAGACACGGAGGUGUCAGGGGACACGUCGGCCACCACGGCACCAACCAGUACCGUCACCGUGACGACCACCCUCAACGCUACCACCACCACCACCACCGUCCCCAUCGCUACGACCACCCCCAACGCUACCACCACCACCACCGUCCCCAUCGUUACCACCACCCCCAACGCUACCACCACCACCACCGUCCUCAUCGCUACGACCACCCCCAACGCUACCACCACCACCACCACCGUCCCCAUCGUUACCACCACCCCCAACGCUAACACCACCACCACCGUCCCCAUCGUUACCACCACCCCCAACGCUACCACCACCACCACCACCGUCCCCAUCGCUACCACCACCCCCAACGCUACCACCACCACCACCGUCCCCAUCGUUACCACCACCCCCAACGCUACCACCACCACCACCACCGUCCCCAUCGUUACGACCACCCCCAACGCUACCACCACCACCACCACCGUCCCCAUCGCUACCACCACCCCCAACGCUACCACCACCACCACCACCGUCCCCAUUGCUACGACCACCCCCAACGCUACCACCAACACAACCACCGUCCCCAUCGUUACGACCACCCCCAACGCUACUACCACCACCACCACCGUCCCCAUCGUUACGACCACUCCCAACGCUACCACCACCACCACCGUCCCCAUCGCUACGACCACCCCCAACGCUACCACCACCACCACCGUCCCCAUCGUUACGACCACCCCCAACGCUAACACCACCACCACCACCGUCCCCAUCGCUACGACAACCCCCAACGCUACCACCACCACCACCACCGUCCCCAUCGCUACGACCACCCCCAACGCUACCACCACCACCACCACCAUCCCCAUCGCUACGACGACCUCCAACGCUACGAAGACCACCACCACCGCCGCCGUCCCUGCAGCUACCACCACCCCCAACGCUACCACCACCACCACCACCAGCCCCACCACCAGUGAGGGUCAGUGCCAGAACGGCGGCACCUGGGACGGCAUCAAGUGCGUGUGCGCUGGCGGGUACUACGGCGCCCUGUGCGAGAUCGCCGUCUGCCAGAACGGCGGCACCUGGGCCGGCGGCGGCUGCCAGUGCGCCGAGAGCUUCCAGGGCAGCGAGUGCCAGUUCGCCAAGGAGAACGUCGAGGUCAAGGACGUGAUGGUGAAUGCGACGGUCCAGAUGAAGACGAAGGUCGACAACAGGGUUUUCACAAAGGAUCUCAAAGAUAAGUCCUCUGCAGCUUUCAAGAACUUUGAGAAGGACUUCAAGGAGCAGAUGAGGGAGGUUUACAAGCACAUAGAGGGCUACCAGGAUGUGGUGAUCCAUGAACUGAACGAGGGCAGCAUCGUGGUGAACUACACGGUCCUCCUGAAGGUGCUCGCCAGCACCACGGCCAACGAGACGGUGCAGAGCAUCUCCAAGAGCCUCGUCACCGCCAUCAACAGCUACACCAACUGCAACGAAACCUGUCAAGAAGGCAACUGUACCUUCUGCUUCAACUCUACCUACACCAGCGUCGACAACUUCAGGGUGGAAGAGGUUGAAACAAGUGUGUGCGACAGCCGCAUCCCGGAGGAUUUCAAGACCUACUUCUCCCCGCUCGUCACCCCCACCGGCGUCCUCUGCAUCACCAGAUGCGACAAACGCUCUGCCGACCCUUACCCCUGCGUCCACGGCACGUGCGUCGUGGCACGCUCGGGACCACAGUGCGAGUGCUCGGAGCCGUCGGCGUUCUGGUACCAAGACAGCGCCUGCAGCUCCCGCAUCAGCAAGGUGGGGGUGGCCGUGGGGGUACCGGUGGCUGGGUUGGUCGUGGCCGUCGCCGCCUUCACCGCCUUCCUGCUGCGGGCGAAGAGGCAGAAGGACGAGUACAGGCAAGUGCCUGGCUGGGGGGGUUAA